AUGAAGCUCGUAAGGUUCUUGAUGAAGCUGUCACAUGAAACGGUGACGAUUGAACUGAAGAAUGGCUCAGUGGCCAGUGGAACCAUUGCCGGCGUCGAUGUGGCGAUGAACACUCACCUAAAAACGGUGAAGCUGGUCUCAAAGUCUGGCGCUCAGCAGACACUUGACUCACUGUCAAUUCGCGGCAACAACAUUCGCUACUUCAUCCUCCCGGACUCUCUUCCCCUGGAAACCUUGCUCGUCGAUGACACACCAAAGGCAAAGGCGAAGAAGCGCGAUACGAUGGGUCGUGGUGGCGCCGGCGCCAGAGGCCGUGGACGAGCCCGCGGUCGUGGACGUGGUGGCCCGAUGGGCGGCGGUGGACGUGGCCCUCCCCGAGGACGACGAUGA
This is a messenger RNA of Rhagoletis zephyria (snowberry fruit fly), 390 nucleotides long. Its product is annotated as small nuclear ribonucleoprotein Sm D1-like. Lineage: Eukaryota; Metazoa; Arthropoda; Insecta; Diptera; Tephritidae. The record is from RefSeq and is a predicted model, not a curated record. Gene Ontology annotation, molecular function: RNA binding. Gene Ontology annotation, biological process: RNA processing; spliceosomal snRNP assembly.